This is a messenger RNA of Effrenium voratum, 384 nucleotides long. The record is from the annotation of a GenBank genome assembly. Lineage: Eukaryota; Dinophyceae; Suessiales; Symbiodiniaceae.
AUGAAUGCUUCGCAGCUGGGCCUGUGGGUGGAAAGGUGGCGCGGCAACUUCAGCAAGGAGAACCGCUUUGACCAGUACAUGGACAACCACCUGGGACUCGUCUUUGAUUCCCUGGACCCUUUGGUGGAGAAAUGGCAGCGUGAUGGCGUGCCCUUCAUUUGCCGCACCUGGUGCUGUGGCCCCGGGAUGCCGCAAUUCCCUCUGCACUGCCCGGGCAAGAUCCCAAACACCUACUUCUGCGAGCAGGGCUGCUAUGUGGAAGCUCCCCACGGCAUCGUGGUGGAGGCCUUGUGCGGCCUCGAGGGCUAUCAGCAGUCCCGGAAGUGCCUCAGUCGCAUUCAGCCGGAAGAGCUCAAAAUCUUCGACUUCUGCACCGACGCCUGA